Messenger RNA from Microthlaspi erraticum, 2004 nucleotides. The record is from the annotation of a GenBank genome assembly. NCBI's taxonomy places the organism in Eukaryota, Viridiplantae, Streptophyta, Magnoliopsida, Brassicales, Brassicaceae.
AUGGAGGACACUUUUACUCCAAACCCUAAGCAAAGGCCAACUUUGACGACGAAUCGAAUCCAGGCUCCGACAACUCCUUUUUUCCUGGGAUCCAACGAUGACAGGCUGGAACGUGAACAAGCUCGUGCUGCUAGAGUCGCCGCUAGCCGUCGUAAGUCUAUCGGUUUCGCUCGUGGGCCUCAGCCUGAGAAGGAGUCGGAUCCGUGCUUUGACAAACAGCAGAUUUUGGAGUUGUUUCAGAACUGUAUCAAAUUGGCCAGUGAAAACAAAAUCAAUCAAAAGAAUACGUGGGAGUUGAAUUUGAUCGACCAUCUUUGUGAGAUAAUUAAAGUUGAAGACGAGAACAAUGCGGAAACAAAUUUUCAGAAGGCAAGUUGCACUCUUGAAGCUGGAGUUAAGAUUUACUCUAUGAGAGUAGACUCAGUUCAUUCAGAGGCGUACAAGGUCCUGGGUGGAAUUACUCGAGCUGGCCAAGACGACAGUGGAGAUAACGAGGAUGUUGCUGGUUCUGUAGAAAAUGCAACUAACCAAAAGAAACAGGCAGAGAAAAAGCUGUCACCUUUAUCAACACUGGAACCAUCCUUUGAUUCCCUUAACGUGAAGAAGUUCGAUGUGGCCUUUGCAGUGGAUCCCCUUUAUCAUCAGACUUCAGCACAGUUUGAUGAAGGUGGAGCAAAGGGUCUGCUGCUAAACAAUUUAGGAGUUUAUGGAUGGUGUCAAGUUCUGUUUGAUUCUCAAGAAAUCCCUGGGAAGCUUGUUUCGUCUGCAAAUCAGCAUGAUAAAUCAGAAACAAUUGAUCUAUCAUUUGCUAAAGAAUGUCUGGAGCAAAUGGUGCUAAACAUGCGAAAGAAGGAUGAGAUUGUACCAUCUCUUCGGACGAUAAUCAAUCAAUUUGAUGAAGAGAAUCAAAGACCAUCUGAUACGUUUUCUUGUGGCCAGAAGACAACCGAGUCAUUUGAUAUAUCACAUAGUAAUGAAGAUGGCAAUGUCGACGAUGAUGAUGGAUAUGAGAACUUUGGAACUUCUUUUGAUUAUGAUGGUCAACCUGGUGCUGCUGAUGAAAACUUUGGCCCCAAUGAUGCAGAACCAGUAUAUUCAAACUUUCACGAGGAAGUUGAACCAGAUUCACUGCAAGACCUUGAUUCGGAAGACAGAUUUGAGAAUGUUGAUGACUAUCUCAUUUUGUCGUUGGGAAUUUCAUCUAAGCAGAAUUCUUGGGCAGGUCCUGAUCACUGGAAGUAUCGAAAGACAAAAGCUCCAGAUGAUCUCCCUGCAUCAGGAAACGGAUCUUCUCCACCAGCAAAGAAAACCAGGAAAAAGAAGCAAGCAGAGCCUGAACUAGAUUUCACAAAAGCUUUGGAGGAAGAAAUGCCUGAUAUUUUUGCCCCUCCUAAAAACCCAAAGUCUCUACUUCUCCCAGCAAAUAGAGCCCCAUGUCAAACAAAGCUUCCAGAGGAUUGCCAUUACCAACCUGAGAAUCUAGUAAAGCUGUUUCUACUGCCGAAUGUGAUGUGCAUCGGGAGGAGAAGAAGAAAAUGCUCAGGUGAAACAAGGCAGCAGUAUGAUGAUGGUGAACAUGCGGAAUCUUGGGAAAAUGAUAAUGUCUAUGAUGAUGGCCCGUUUGAUAAUGGAAAUGAUCACAGUGAUGCAGAGGAUACCAACUCGUUAAUCUCUCAGCCACGCCAGGUCAACAAAAUUGAGGUCCAAUACGACAAAGCAUCAAAGCAAGUUGAUGUGCAAGUGCUAAAGGAAACUCUUUGGGAGUGUCUUCAGGAAUCUCCUCAACCUCCAAUUCAGGACGAGGAACACCAACAAGAACCACUUGAAAGCAGAUCGUUCAAAGAGCUAUUGGCUAGCUUUCCAGAUGACUGCCAAGCGGCUGGGUCAACCCAAGACAUCUCACCACAUCUAUGUUUCAUCUGCUUGCUGCAUCUGGCGAACGAGCACAACCUCAGCCUCGUUGGCUCUCAAGACUUGGAAGAUCUAACAAUACACCUUGCCUGA